Gasterosteus aculeatus aculeatus (three-spined stickleback) is the source of this 1305-nucleotide messenger RNA. The record is from RefSeq and is a predicted model, not a curated record. NCBI's taxonomy places the organism in Eukaryota, Metazoa, Chordata, Actinopteri, Perciformes, Gasterosteidae.
CAGGGUCCUUGGUAGAAGGACCGCGGCAGAAGUAAACAUAAAAAAGAUGUUCGCUAACGGCAAUUAACGUUCAAUUACCGAUUUCAGUAGAAUUUACCUCACUCACACGUACAUUUGACUACGAAGCGAUGGCGGAGGAAAAUGAACUGGAGAAGUAUAAAACUGUUUUACUGCGUGUGCUCAGUUUCCCCGUUACAGCUACUUACGCUUCAAGCUAACGCUAGUUUUCAGCCUAAAACGUUAACCGCCCUCCACCGUAGAGCAGGGGUGUUUUCGUUUGACAGCUGUUGUAUUCAUCGUGUUCUAAGACGAGUGUGUUAUCCUGUGUGAGAAAAUCCUCCCGCUAAUACAGUUUCCAUUAACUGCGUGUGCUGUGCGUGGGGUGAAAGGUCGGCUAAAUGAGUGAGUCUCCUCUGCCGACGCCUCCGCUGAUUCAGCAACUCGGGUCAAAGGAGGACACUGCUCGCCGUCCCUCGUCCAUUCACUAAACGACUCACUGUCUCCUCUGCUCCCCGCAUCUCUGUUUUCUCCCACUUAAUUGAAUUAUCCUCCCCUUGGCUCCCCCUUGAGGCGUGCAGUAGAGGAGCUCCUAAAGGAGACCGACAGGGCUCGAGUGAGAGCAGAGACCAUGGGCCCUGCAGGAUGGUUGAAGUGUCCCCUGCGGAGCACCAACAAGCGCUUCCUCCUCAACACCCUGCGCUCCACCGGCCUGCAGCAGCACACUGCUGAGUCCAGAGACGGAAACUCCACCGCGAGAGGGCGCCUGAGGAGCGACUCCCCGGACAGAAGCCGCAACCGCAGCAGAACACCUCCCAGAGAUCCCAGAGGCAAAGGAGACCAGGCGGACCGUAAACACCGCCGCGAGGACAGCUGCAAUAACAAAGAUAAGAAGCCGGAGAGAGACAAAGAGAGGAGUUGCAGACAUGCAGACAGCAGAGACGGGAGACAUGGAAAAGAUGGCCGGGACAGAGCCAAAGGCGGACUUCAUGAAUGAAGACUUCUGUUCAGGGAAGGGAACACUGACUUUACAGAUUGCCGCUCCCUGUACAGGCCGCACUUAGGUGGACGCUCCUGUGGACCACACCUCACCAGCCGACCAAGAGAGUAGUUCUGUGCACCGGGCUGAGAAGACGUUGACAAUUUUAUUUCUGAUGAUAGAUUAUAGAUAGAUAUUUAUACACCAACAUUGACGAGGUUUAUUUGUUUUUAUUCAAUUGCUCAUAAAGCCAGUAGCCAAGAUUCCUUUCUUUCUCUUUUCUGUUUCUUCACUUGUAUUGUAGAAUAAACUACCAAGUUGCCGUUUAA